This is a messenger RNA of Symbiodinium necroappetens, 417 nucleotides long. The record is from the annotation of a GenBank genome assembly. NCBI's taxonomy places the organism in Eukaryota, Dinophyceae, Suessiales, Symbiodiniaceae.
GAGUGCCUCGUGAAGGCAUUGGAGAUCGACGGCACCUCCGCAUCGACUUGGUACAAGCUGGCGACGGAGAAGGGCGGCGUGGUCAAUGGAAAGGCUUACGACAAAAAGCAAUGCUACCAGAAAGCCGUGGAGAACGACGGGAAAUAUGCCAUGGCCUGGUUCAAGCUGGGCAAGGAGGGGGGCGGCUCCAUCAAUGGCAAGGCCUUUAACAAGCAGGAAUGCUACCAAAGGUCUGUGGAGGAGGAUGAGGACUAUGCUUUGGCGUGGUACAAUCUAGGAGUUGCAGACGGUGGAAAGGUGAACGGCACGCGCUACAGCAAGAAGCAGUGCUACCAGAAAGCAUUGGAGAAAGACCAGACGUAUGCUUCAUCGUGGUACAAUCUCGCGUUUGAGGGCGGCGGCACCGUGAAUGGCACG